Cooperia oncophora is the source of this 722-nucleotide messenger RNA. NCBI's taxonomy places the organism in Eukaryota, Metazoa, Nematoda, Chromadorea, Rhabditida, Trichostrongylidae. The record is from the annotation of a GenBank genome assembly.
UGUUGGAAAAGUACGUGAAAUUGAAUAAAGUUCCAACCGUUGCAGUGGUUGGGGAGUCGACCACACGUUUCGUUGGACGUCUUUCUAGCACGGCUGUCAUCUACGGGAAAACUUUUAAACUUACCAAUCUCUCUCGAAAAGACCUACAUCUGAGUGUCGCUCCAAUAGACUGGCCGGAGCACAUCCAACUUCUCCAUCCAAUUUCAUCAACAAUUUUAACUCCAGGACAAACCAGGGACAUGGCGGUUACGGUAACACGUUCGAGUGAAAGUGUUGCUUCGGAAUGCCACCUGUUAUCUAUUGUUCACCGAAAGACUACAAUGUCCCACGUUCUUACAUUCAAAAUUGACGCGAUGGCAGUACAUCACCAAGGCCCGCUUCUAACAGAGCUCUACACACCUGAGGAAGUGAAAAUGAUCACCACAUUCCGUCCAGUUUUGGAUCUUCCACGUCCACUAGACGAAAGCCAUCAACAGCCAUCAGAUGAGGCGGAAGCUACUGAGACAGUCCAUACAGUUGUCAAUAUGUUGAAGGAUGAAGUCGAUAGCAUGUGCACUGGUAUCAUUCCACAACAGAAGGUUGAAGCUGAAGGUGUGCAAACAGUUGUUGGUGCGGGCGUGACUGAGACUGUUGCUGCAAGUGUGACAGAGUGCAAGCAGCUGACUGAAAGCGUUCACACUGCGAUUGAGGAAGAUGCUGAAGAGGAAUGCAUAGUCAGUUGA